This is a messenger RNA of Tachysurus vachellii, 2063 nucleotides long. RefSeq names its product PRELI domain containing 3A (gene prelid3a). The record is from RefSeq and is a predicted model, not a curated record. The transcript has 7 exons. Gene Ontology annotation, biological process: phospholipid transport. Gene Ontology annotation, molecular function: phosphatidic acid transfer activity. Gene Ontology annotation, cellular component: mitochondrial intermembrane space. Bases 109 to 645 code for a protein of 178 amino acids. NCBI's taxonomy places the organism in Eukaryota, Metazoa, Chordata, Actinopteri, Siluriformes, Bagridae.
ACGAUGCUACCGGCGGAUUGAGAAAGCAGCAACGGAUUUAACUACGUUUUAUAUUUACAUUACGUUUUAUUUUUAUUUUUUAUUUAUUUUUUCCACAGUAUUUCAGAAAUGAAGAUCUGGAGCACGGAACAUAUAUUCAGCUAUCCUUGGGAGACGGUGAUCAAAGCAGCGAUGAGAAAAUACCCCAAUCCCAUGAACCCCAGUGUGGUAGGAGUGGACGUCCUGGACAGGAACCAGGAUAAACAUGGUCGCCUUCACAGCCACCGGCUGCUGAGCACUGAGUGGGGUAUCCCGGGUGUGGUGCGAGCCGUGAGUAAAAUACUGGGGACAAGUCGAACCACUACAUAUGUUAAAGAGUAUUCCGUUGUUGACCCUGAAGUAAAAAUAAUGGAGCUUUUCUCAGCAAACAUAACCCUCACAAAUUUAGUAUCCGUUGAUGAGAGACUAGUUUACAGGCCACAUCCUGAAAACCCAGACGUCACAAUCUUAACCCAAGAAGCAAUAAUCACUGUGAAAGGAAUCCGUUUGAGCAGCUACCUCGAGGGAUUGAUGGCUCUUAGUAUGACUGCUAAUGCAAGAAAGGGAUGGGAUGCAAUUGAAUGGAUCAUUAAGAACUCAGAACGGGAGAACGUGCCGUUAUGUUGAACACCAGUUACCUCCAGCAUCUCAGUAAUAAAACGGGCAAGUUUGUGUGUGUAAGACGUUCAGCAUCAGCACCAGCGCUGGAACAACAUCUGACUUUCCACCUCUCUGUGUGUUGUGCAGUAAGUGUGUGCUUCUUAGAACGAGUGAACAUUUGAAGCAACACAUUGGAAAUCUCCUGAAUGCAUCGAACUGCACUUAUAAAGCUACUAUUCAUUAGUUGAAGUCACUGUUGAAUUAUAUAGUAUGUUUAAAUAUCAAUAUGCACUUCAAAUGCUCUCACUACCUCCUUUUGAGAAUCUUAUUUCAUCUGUUAUGGGUUCUUAUGUAAAAUCAGUUGUUGUCUCUGUUAGGGGAAUCGUGUUUACAUUGUUCUUAGUCCGUAAGUAUUUUCUUUUUUUAAUUUAUUGAUAAGUUAAUAAUUCGUUCAGAAUGUUUACACCUUUUUAUUUUUUGUUACUAAUAUAGGUUCAGAUUGUGUAGAUGUUAUUUUGUUUAUUUUUGACACGUCACAAAGACUAAAAUCUAAACUGGGCUUUUAGGGUAUCUUUCUUUGUGCAAGUCUAACAGUGAUCAUAUUUAUGUUUUCCCUCAUAUUUGUAUGAUCUAUAAUUUAUUUUAUUCCUGAAUACCGAUGCAUAUUUACCAGUUCACAAAGAAUUUCUUUGAUACAUGAUAUAAAAUGUCAUUUUUGUGCUCUGAAAAGAAAACAGAUUCCUUGUAGUCCAUCUGUUUAAAUGCCCACUCCAGAUAUCUUAGGAUUUAUAUGUUCGUUGUACAGAUCUAAUUUAUUUGAUUAUGCUUUAUGGGAAAUAGUGUAAUAAUGGUGUAAUAAUUAGUAUAAAUGUAAUAUUGUUGGUUCCUCAUAGGCCUGACACAGUUAUUCAAGCUGAUUGCGAUUAAGAUGAUAAUAUAUCAGAUGAUAUAUAAUAUAGAACAAUAUUAAGCAGUGACAUUCCUUUUCUCUCAGUCCCUAGACUUAAGAUGUUGUGCCAACAUACUCAACAUAUUCGUUCUUGAUCGAAAGCAACAGUCGAAGAAGUAAAAGCUCAGUGUUUCACCAUUAUGUUUUAAUCGAUUUUUGAUAUAAUUACUGUUGGGUGUUUCCUUUGCUUUUUUAUACUGUUAUGUUCAUUAUGACACAACUGAUAUCGUGCUCGUGUUCAUGAUAUCAGUGGCAGACUGCAAAUCAUUGUUUACUGCAAUCAUUUGCGUGCCAGUGAAUUAUCAGCUCGACUGUGACAGGGCGAGUAGCUAAACCGAAGGAGCGGCGCAGGUCCCUGAUGUUAGUGUGACGGCUCAUAUUUGGUGCUAAAACGUGCGCUUUUUGCUAAAUGCUGUACUGAUGGGACCUGCGAGCGAAUCUAUUCUAGGAAGGAAUGUGUUCUUGCUAUAAGUAAAUUUCUAAUACAUAAACAAAG